GACAUCGACAACCAGUGGUCGUGCGCUAUCUGUCGGUGUUAUUGUCCUGUGUGUGCACUAGCUCACGGUGCAGGCUUUUACAUCGGGAACUGUCGAGACCGGAACCGAUGCUGGUACAAAAUUAAACUAUGAUUCGAAUCGCUGCACUGAACGCCUCAUCGGUUACCCCUGACGACCAUGGGGACCCCCUGACCAGCUACAAAAGCCAGACCAAGGAAGCUCAGGAAGCGGAGGCAUUUGCCCUGUACCACAAAGCCUUGGAUCUGCAGAAACAUGACCGGUUUGAGGAAUCAGCCAAGGCGUAUCAUGAGCUCCUCCAAACUCCGCUGCUCAAGGAGGCUGUUCCCUCAGAGGAUGAGCAGGCAGGCCUGAGACACACCGGCCUUAUGCUCAAGUACUCCACCUACAAGAACCUGGGCAACCUGGCCGCGCAGCGGGGCGACCUGGAGAUCGCCAUGGAGUUCUAUCUAGAGGCCGUGCUGCUGGACUCCACGGAUGUCAACAUGUGGCACAAGAUCGGCCUGGUGGCGGUGCGUCUGGUGCGGGUCUCGCUGGCCCGGCACGCCUUCGAGGAAGGUCUACGCUGCAAUCCGGAUCACUGGCCCUGCCUGGAUAACCUCAUCACCGUGCUCUACACGCUUAGCGACUACAACUGCUGUCUGUACUUCAUCUGCAAGGCCCUGGAGAAGGAUCCCUGCUACAGCAAGGGCCUGGUGCUGAAGGAGAGGAUCUUCCAAGAGCAGCCUUGCCUCCGGAGGGACUCGUUCCAGAUGUUCCUCAAGUGUGAUAUGUCCAUUCACUCGGCGGAGGUGGAUGAGGAGGAGGCCAGUGCCAUCGUGGAAGAGGGGCUUGAGCUGCGUCGCCGGCGGCAACAGGCGCUGUCCAUGCAGGAGCCCAAGCCAGACUUGACCCUGGUCCAGCCUAUCACGUCCUACACGUGGAUGUGUGUGGGAGAGAGCCUGCUGGCCAUGUACCGGUACCAGACCACCUGCGAGCCGCCCCGACCCAGCCUGGGCCGCAGGAUCGACCUGUCGGAGUACCGCGACCCUGACACCCCCCCCGCCCUUCCUCCGGCCUUCACCCCAGUCAGCGUGAUUCAGACGCUGUCCAGCGCCACCACCAGCCCGUCCCUGCCACCCCCACCCACCGUGGACCAGCUGGUCCCCACCCACAUCCCCACCUUCCCUCACAAUGGCCAGAGUCAAACACCGCUAGAGGCGGCACCCACAGCGCCCCCACUAGGACUGGACCCCUCCCUGUGUGACAAGGCGAAGAAGCCCCCCAAGCGGAAGCGCGUGGUGGAGGAUAGCGGGGAGACAGCCAAGCGGCGCUCGGCACGCGUCAGGAACACCAAGUGCAAGAAGGAGGAGAAGAUCGACUUCCAAGAGCUGCUGCUCAAGUUCCUACCCUCCAGGCUGAAAAAGUUUGAGCUGGAGGACGACGAGGAGAGCCUGGGCACCUAUGAGACCCAGUCGGAGGUGAAGCCAGACUCCCAGCUGACCAGCGGCGUCGGCAGCCUGCACUUUGACGCUGUGAUGGUCAUGGAGUCAGAGCGCCAGGAUGUGCACGGCUUCCUCCUUGACAACCAGCAAAACGGCGGCAUCCUGGAGCUGAUGAUGCGCUACCUCAAGGCAGUGGGCCGGCGGUACCUGCAGGAGUGGCCCCCCGGGCUAUCCACCGUGGUGCUCGAUGUAUACUACUGCUGGAGGAGCCACAGCAUUGGGCUGCCCAACCCACUACUCAGGGACUGCAGUGACCAGCACAUCCGAGAUAUGAUGGUGAUGAGCCUCUCGUGCAUGGAGCUGCAGUUGGAGCGAUGGUCACUGACCAAGGGCAAAACUGUGUCCCCGCGGAAGGGUCCGGUAGGCCCCGACGGCGAGCAGGUCCUCUUCCCGGGGCCCAGCUUCCAGGGGGACCUGCUGCAGCUGGCGCUGGCUUCCUCGCAGCGGGACCUCUUCGGGGACAGGUGGCUGGCCUACCUGGUGCGAGUCUACUGGCUCAAAGCUCGCUUUCUGGCCCUACAGGGCGACAUGGAGCAGGCGGUGGACAGCUACGACACCUGUGCUGAGAUGCUGCAGAGUCCAUCGGCCAGACAGGCAGCAGGCGGCGAGGGCCGCAAGUACACCAUCUACCUGCCCAAUCUGCACAUGGAUGGGACCAUCUCUGUGGAUGAGAUCGACAAGAAGCUGAAGUCCCUGGAGCGCUGCCAGUCCCUGGAGGAGAUUCAGCGGCUCUUCGAAGCCGGUGACUAUGGUUCUGUCGUGCGUCUGCUGCGGCCGACGCUGAGCUCAGUCUCCGCCCGGGUCAAGGCCCUGGAGUUCGCUAGCUCCGUCCCCGAGAGACCCGCUCAGUUGCUGCUGUUGCAGAACUCCCUGCUGCGACAAGAGGACCUGGCGCAGUGCUUGGAGUGCUCAGAGGUGGCGCUGCACGAGGCCGUGCAGCAGCUCAGCAGUUUCUCCCCACCUUCCUCCUCUUCCUCCUCCGCCCGGGACGAGUGGGCAGCAGCCAUCACGCACAUGCUGGAGGGCAUCGAGCUCUGCUUCUCACGGGACCCCCAGCUGCUCAGCACCCCGCCGCGGGCCGCCAGCCUGGCUCGGCUAACGGGGAACCUCAUUCAGCUGAUUGACUACAGCAUGUCGCAGCUGGAUGACCUCAAGGAGGCGCACUUCUCCUCCGUGCUGCCCUGGAUCAUUCUGUACCGCAUCAUCAAGCAGGAGGAGGCCGCCUUCGACUCCUUGCUGCGGCAGCACAUUCCUGCUCAAGACGAGGACGACGACCCCGACCGGCCCAUGCUGCCCUCCUCCCUGAUGCUGCUCAACACGGCCCAUGAAUACCUGGGCCGACGCUCCUGGUGCUGCAACUCGGACGGGGCGCUUCUCAAGUUCUAUGUGCGGGUGCUACAGAAAGAGCUGGCAGCCUCCAUGGGCGAGGACACUCACCCCUACAAGGAGGAGCUGGAGACGGCCCUGGAGCAGUGCUUCUACUGCCUGUAUGCCUACCCUAGCAAGAAGAGCAAGGCGCGCUACCUGGAGGAGCAUUCGGCCCAGCAGGUGGAGCUGCAGUGGGCCGAUGCGCUCUUCAUGUUCGAGUACUUCAAGCCCAAGACGCUGCCGGAGUUCGACAGCUACAAGACGAGCACGGUGUCGGCAGACCUGUCCAACCUGCUGAAGCGCAUAUCCACCAUCGUGCCGCGUGGCGAAGGCCCCGCCCUCACCGUCGAUGAAGUGUCCGCCUACAUCGAGGGCAGCACGGACAAGGUUCCGUGCCUCCCCCAGGGAGCUGCUCCGGCGCCCCCUCUGGUGAACGAGCUGUACUACCUUCUGGCUGACUAUCACUUCAAGAACAAGGAGCAGUCCAAGGCCAUAAAAUUCUACAUGCACGACAUCUGCGUGUGCCCAAACAGGUUUGACUCGUGGGCCGGUAUGGCGCUGGCCCGCGCCAGCCGCAUCCAGGAUAAGCUGAACUCCAACGAGCUGAAGAGCGACGGGCCCGUCUGGAAGCACUCCAUGGCCGUGCUGAGCUGCUUCCGGCGCGCCCUGGAGAUCGACGGCUCCAACCUGUCGCUGUGGAUCGAGUACGGCACCAUGUCCUACGCCCUGCACUCCUUCGCUUCCCGCCAGCUGAAGCAGUGGAGGAGCGAGCUGCCGCCCGAGGUGGUCAAGCAGAUGGAGGAGCGCAGGGACUCCAUGCUGGAAACGGCCUCGCAGUGCUUCCAGGGCGCGUCUCGCUGCGAGGGCGAUGCCGAGGAGGAGGAAUGGCUCAUCCACUACAUGCUGGGCAAGAUCGCUGAGAAGCACCGACGGCCGCCGCGGGAAUACCUGCUGCUCUACAAGCAGGCCGCCCACUACCUGCACGAGGAGGCAGCUCGCUACCCGCGUAAGAUUCACUACCACAACCCUCCCGAGCUGGCCAUGGAGGCCCUGGAGCUCCACUUCCGGAUCAGCGCCACCAUCCUGAAGCUGCUGGAGUCCCCCCCCCCCGGCGCCGACACCCAGAUGGACCAUGAGCUCUUCUUCAGCAUCCUGGCGGAGGCUGCCUGUGGACCCUUCGCCCGCGGGGAAGAGAAGCACAUGCCGAAGUCCAGCGAGAAGGAGAAGGCUUCAUCUGUCAAUGACGACGACUCUCACUCCUCAUCGGCGGGCGUGGCCUUGGGCCUCGGGACGCACCCCCCCUCCAGCGGGCCAGGUCUGACAUCCCCACCGUACACGGCCGCCCCGGUCGACCACGAUUACGCCAAACGUAAAGCCCUUCAGCAGCAGCAGUGGCAGCAGCAGCAGGGGCAGCAGCAGCAGGACCAGCCGCAGGCCGAUGAGCGUAGCCAGGACAGCGUGACGGUGAUGCUGUCCGACUCCAGCUCCACCCAGGACCCUUUCCCCGAUCCCGCCAGCUCUCAGGACAGCAGCCACAAGGUACAUGCUGGGAAGGUGGCUGCUCCCCCAGCAGAGCAGGCCGCUCCCCUGAAGCAGGCUGAGCCACUACCGGAGGCCCCUCAAGGGCCUCCGCAGGAACCCCCCUAUGAGACUGGGGCCUCCAGCCUCCCACAAGAAGAGCAGAGCGUGCAGGACACGCUGGACACCUUGCAGCUGACACCGGCUGACAUGAUGGCACCGGAGCAACCAGCCGCAGACCCAUCCCCCCAGCCACCCACAACUCCCCCGCCCAAAGUGGCGCUGUCCCCGGGGAUGCUGCCCCAGACCCCCGUCGGCGAGGCUAAGCGGAAGACCGAGUCUGGGGCUGAAACGCCAGUGGUAUCGGCCCCAGGGUCUGACGUCCCCGGGACGCUGCCUGCCUCCCCUGAGGAACAGCACCGCCUGCUGGUGGAGAUGUGCGUACGCGCUCUCUUCCUCUGCCUGGGCCGAUUCCCUCAGCACUACAAGAGCCUGUACCGACUGGCCUACCUCUACGCCAAGGGCAACAGUCACCGGAACCUGCAGUGGGCUCGGGACGUGUUGCUAGGAAGCAGUGUCCCAUGGCAACAGCUGAAGCACAUGCCAGCACAGGGGCUGUUCUGCGAGAGGAACAAGACCAAUCUGUUCAACGGCGUCUGGCGUAUCCCGGUGGAUGAGAUUGAUCGGCCCGGCAGCUUCGCCUCUCACAUGAACCGCUCCAUCGUGCUUCUGCUGGACGUUCUGUCUGAGCUCAAGGACCGGGACACCCUGCUGAAGGUCUCCUGCAUGCUCCAGAGGACCCCGGAACAGGGAAAGAAGUAUCUGCGGGAUGUGGACCGACAGGUUUUGGCCAAGCGAGCGUUUUUCUUAACCGUGAAAGUACUGGAGGAUAAUCUGAACAAACUCACUGGGGUAUCAGAGCCUUCCCUCAGUGGGGGGGACAUGACCACCACUGACACGCCCCCGAGGCCCAGCGCCGAAGACGGCAAGCGGGCGGCCCCCAGCAAGCCUGGCACGGAGGCCAGGCAGCCCGAGGCCCCCCAGGAGCGCCCCCCACCGCAGGCUAUGGACACAGCAGAGCGGCGGGAGGAGCCCAUGGAGUUGGAGGGUGGGACCUGGGAGGGCGGCGGGGGUGCGCGGCCCCUAGAAAGGGCCCCCCCGGAGCUGUCCCUGGAGGAGCUCAGCAUCAGCUCCCGCCAGCAGCAGCAGCACACCGGGGGGGUUAAGCGGCCAGCUUCCCUCAGUCCCCCCGAGGCCGGCGAGCAGCAGCGCAGGCCCAGUCGCAAGCGGAAGCUUCUGGAAGAUGUGGAGACGGGCAAGACGCUGCUGCUGGACGCCUACAGGGUGUGGCAGCAGGGCCAGAAGGUCAUGACCUACGACCUGGGCCGCAUCGAGAAGAUCAUGUCAGAGACGUACAUGCUCAUGAAACAGGUCGAUGAAGAAGCAGCACUGGAUCAGGCUGUGAAGUUCUGCCAGGUCCAGCUGGCCACAUCCGCACAGAGACAGUGCAGCAGUGACACGCCCACCACACCCAAGCCCACGAAAGAGCACCGUGACAUCUUCUUCCCCUCCUCGCUGCCUAACUCGGCCCCACAGCCACCAGACAGCUCCGCCCCCCAGGGUCCACCCAGCGGGCCCCCGGACCAGUCGCAGCUCCGGAAGCAGUCGGCUGCCCAGGCAGCUGGCAUGGCCUUCCUACCCCAGUCAGAGGAACGGGAGGAGCUCCUGGAGGGCUUGGGGUUCAGGCAGCAAGAGAGCCGGCUGUGUCAGCAGAUGAAGAUGGCCACUGUGUCGCCGGGCCAGGAGGCGUCAGGCUGGCUGAGCGAGGAGGCGGCGUCCUGCAGCACUACGCAGCCGCUCUGCUCCGUGCCCGCGGGAUCAUCCCUAAGCUCGCCCACCGACACGACCGGUUCCAGGCAGUCGGACGCCGCCCGCGUCCGUUCCCGUGUCCCGCCCCACGUGCCAAAGCUCUUCAUCCCAUCCACGGUCACCAAAUUCCCACCCGAGAUCACGGUGACCCCGCCCACACCCACCCUGCUCUCGCCCAAGGGGAGCAUCUCCGAGGAGACCAAGCAGAAGCUCAAGAACGUCAUCCUGUCCUCCCAGUCAGCGGCGAACGUGAAGAAGGAGACGCUGUGCCAGCCGGCGCUGGAGGUGCAGGAGACGUCCAGCCAGGAGUCGUCGCUGGAGAGCGACACCGAUGAGGAAGAGGACUACAUGGACAUCUGAUGUGGGAGACAGCUGUCCCCCAUGCUGUGGGGGCGGG
Messenger RNA from Brienomyrus brachyistius, 6654 nucleotides. RefSeq names its product calcineurin binding protein 1 (gene cabin1). Gene Ontology annotation, cellular component: nucleus. The record is from RefSeq and is a predicted model, not a curated record. NCBI's taxonomy places the organism in Eukaryota, Metazoa, Chordata, Actinopteri, Osteoglossiformes, Mormyridae. Gene Ontology annotation, molecular function: nucleosome binding; protein binding. Gene Ontology annotation, biological process: chromatin organization.